Molecule: messenger RNA, 3732 nt
Organism: Verticillium nonalfalfae
Lineage: Eukaryota; Fungi; Ascomycota; Sordariomycetes; Glomerellales; Plectosphaerellaceae
Exons: 3
Coding region: 1-3732 (1243 amino acids)
Molecular function (GO): protein binding
Source: RefSeq, a predicted model, not a curated record
AUGUCGGCUGUGCCCUUCAAAGUGAAGGCGCUGUACGAAUACUCCUCUCCUCACGACGAUGACCUGCAAUUCCCUCCCGGUGUCAUCAUCACCGUAACCGAAGAAGAAGAUGACGACUGGUACGUUGGCGAAUAUGUCGACGACGCCGGAGCCAAGCACGAAGGCAUCUUUCCCCGUAACUUUGUCGAGAAGUACGAGCCUCAAGCACCACCUCGACCUGUGAGAAGCCGCACCAAAAAGGAGAACGAACCGCCUGCUGCUGCGCCGUCCGAGCCCGCGGCUGCCGCCUCGUUGCCUGCGUCUGCGCAUGCCCCGGUGCCUGCUCCGGUGCAGGAGCCAGAGCCUCAAUCGACCCGACAGUCUGAACCAGAAGCCCCUCGUGAUGUACCUGUUACAGAGGAGAAGCCUGAGAGGGCAUACGGCAUUCCAGAGCCCGCUCCCAUCGCUAUACCGCUCUCGUCCAAGGAACCGGUAGCUCCGGUCGACGGCACUGUUCAGUCCCCGAAGGAGAUCACCGAAAAUCUGCCCGAGUCGACUGCUGCAGCUACUACGGAGCCUGUUCCUGCCCCUCCUGUGCCCAAGGCUGCCGAGCAUGCCGCCUCUAGUUCUCCUCCUGCCGCGAAGCCCGUACCGGCGCAGGCGAAACCCUCGAGCGGCCCGCCCGUUUCAAACAAGCCGUCGAGCAAUGCGUUCAAAGACCGCAUCGCGGCUUUCAACAAGUCGGCACCGCCUCCCGCACCCUUCAAGCCUAGUGGAAUAGGUGCUGCCGGCUCUGCUUUUAUCAAGAAGCCCUUCGUCGCUCCGCCUCCCAGUCGCAACGCCUACAUCCCCCCGCCUCAGCAAGCCCCCACUACGAAAGUGUAUAGGAGAGAGGAGGAUCCCGAGAUCAAGGAGCAAGAGGCCGAGACUCACGACAAUGCGGAAAAGGCUGGAUUUUCCACCUCCAACGACCAAGACGACGGCGACUCUGACCAGCCCAAACCUACAAGCCUGAAAGAGCGCAUCGCGCUACUUCAGAAACAGCAGAUGGAACAAGCGCAGCGUCAUGCCGAAUCGGUCACCAAAAAGGAAAAGCCAAAGCGGCCGGCCAAGACACGCACAGAGAGCCACGAUGCCCCGGAAGCCCUGACUGAGGGCCCAGACGUCACCUCUCCUGUGCUGGAGGGUCCUGGCGCCGAUGAUGUCGGUGCGAGAACUUCGAUUGACUCGGACAGACUUCCGCCUCCACCGAGGCGCAAAUCCUCCAAGGGCCCUGUGGAGUCAUACCACGAUGGAAAUGAAGCCGAUAUGUCGGGGGCGGGCGACACGACUGAGGGACAGGAGGAUCUCACUGAGCGCGAGGACAGCGACGAGAGGCCUCGCCGCAUGUCUCGCGUGCCUACGAACCCCGGGCCUGUUCCUCCUCCUCGGGCGUCGAUCGAUAAGACUGCCGUCAAGGAUGACGCUGAUGUCGUCGAGGAGGAAGCCGCUGAUGAGGAGGAAGAGGACGAUGAUGAGGAUAUCGACCCUGAAGCCCGGAGAAAGGAAGAGCUCCGUGCCAGGAUGGCGAAAAUGAGCGGAGGUAUGGGCAUGAUGGGCAUGCAUUCGCUCUUUGGUGGCCCAGCACCAGCCAGUGCACCGCCCAAGAAGAAGAAGGCCGACAAACAGCACGCUGAAGAAGCCGAGGAGGCAGCAUCGCCCAUCAGCGCAGCGCCUCCAGUACCUGUGCCAGGUAUGAUGGCGCUGCCCGGCAUGAGCGCCCCGCAUCGUGUUUCCGAACCUACCGAAACCGAGGAGCCUCAGUUGCCCAGGUCGCCCACUUCACCUCGUGCGCCUCCCCCGCCUCCCGCACGCCCUACGGGGGAUGACGAAGAGGAGGACGAUGCUCCUCCUCCCCCUUCAACUUCCAGACGCUCCGCUGGCCCUCCUCCUAUCCCUGGAGGCAGACCAGCACCUCCUCCCGUUCCUGUCGAAGCCCGUCCUGUUCCUGCACCUCCUCCGGCAUUGGCGUCGCAGAGCGAAGGCUCUGAAUCCGGCGACGAGAUGUCAGGUGCUCUUCACGAUGCAACCAGAUCGGAUAUCUCCGGGCCUGCGGCUAGAUCCCCUCCGGUUGCUCCGACAUCACCUAUCUCGGCUCGUCCGCCGCCCAUUGUCCCAAUUUCUGGCGACGAGACUUCGUCGUCACCGCCCAUGGCAAUGGCGCCUCCGGCCCCAAGCAAGCGCAAUAGCCGCCCGCCGCCGCCAAUUCCUGGCGCAGCACCCGCGGUGCCCGCCGGCCAAACAAGACCUCCUCCUCCUCCGCCGCCUGGAGGUCCAUUGAGCCGGCAGUCAACGCUAGACACGUCGUCUGCUGUUCCGCUUUCUUCUGGAAGACAUGUGGAAGCUGAUGACGAGGAAGUGACAGAGUACGAGGGAGAUUACGACACAGACAUUGCAUCGUCCGCGCCGCACAAGGAUGCCCUCAAGUCCCAUGCGAGGGACUCGAGCAUUGAAGAUGUCACCCCAGUCAGGUCACCUGCGACCGAUGCGCCUCCGCCCUCAUUUCCACCACCCAUUCCGACUGGUACUGCUCCCAGGGCGGUUCCUCCCCCGGUCCCAACACAAGCACCUCAAGCGCCCCCGCCUGUACCAUCCCAGGCGCCGCAACCUCCUCCCGCAGACAAGCGCCGUUCCGUGGAUGUCCCACGCGCCGCUCCGCCACCCCCGCCUCCUGGCAAGGAGGCAGCGACACCAUCACACGAUGAGGAAUAUGACCCCUACAACUACUCUGCGCCGCCAAGGACUAGCACCUAUGGCCAGCGAACCCCGAAAAUCGAAGAGGAGGCUUACUACCAGAGCCCUCCUCCUCUGCCUUCGCCCGGCCCCCAGACGAGGGCCCCGCCACCAGCACCGCCGGCCAACCGUGCUCCCGGUCGUCAAUCUCUGGAUGUGUCGAGGCCGUCUGUGAACAUCAGGAGGUCCAUAGACGCACACCGCCCGUCCAUGGAAUCUGGUUUCAUUGCUAACGAUAUUGAUCUCGCAACACAGAGUGGAUGGUGGCGCCAGGCCAAGCAGGUUCCGCCAGUGCUUCAAGGCCGGCGCGACUUGUACUACGAGUCGGACGAGACGACUUCGAACCACCAAGGCGCAACGAUUGUCACUCGUACCAUCUACGUUCUGUUCCAGGACUAUUCACAGACAAUCAUCACAGUGGCCUUUGACCCCAACGACCAGUCGGAUGUCGAGGCAGAACAGCGUCAUGAACCUCCUCCGCGAGCGCUGCGCCAGGACCAGCUCGAGCAGGCGUACGAGCGAUACGGCCGCGUGAUCGCCAACGCCGUCACGUCUAAGAAGGACUCUGUCAUUGGCGAUGGCACCCCUCAGGCCUUAGUUCACGAGCUUCUUCGCCCAUUCCAGGACGUUUUGUUACCUGUGGGCACCCGUGGAUACGGUGCGCUGGUAUACUCAAACCUUGCCAACGCGUCCACGCAGCAAUUUGAUGAAAUCAGGGCCGGUGAUAUCGUCUCGAUCCGCAACGCCAAGUUCCAGGGCAAGCACGGCCCAAUGCACGCAAAGUACACAGCUGAGGUCGGCAAGCCGGACCACGUGGGUGUUGUGGCCGAGUGGGACGGAACGAAGAAGAAGGUUCGCGCUUGGGAGCAAGGGCGGGAGAACAAGAAGGUCAAGAUGGAAAGCUUCAAGCUUGAUGACCUACGCAGCGGCGAGGUCAAGGUCUGGCGCGUGAUGCCGCGCAGCUGGGUUGGUUGGACGUAG